This is a messenger RNA of Gastrolobium bilobum, 897 nucleotides long. RefSeq names its product (+)-neomenthol dehydrogenase-like. The record is from RefSeq and is a predicted model, not a curated record. The coding region runs from base 1 to 897 and encodes 298 amino acids. Gene Ontology annotation, molecular function: oxidoreductase activity, acting on the CH-OH group of donors, NAD or NADP as acceptor. The transcript is spliced from 5 exons. Gene Ontology annotation, cellular component: membrane. Lineage: Eukaryota; Viridiplantae; Streptophyta; Magnoliopsida; Fabales; Fabaceae.
AUGACAAGAACUGUAGCAAGGUAUGCAGUUGUGACUGGUGCAAAUAAAGGAAUUGGAUUAGAGACAGUUAGGCAGUUAGCUUCAGCUGGGAUCAAUGUGGUGCUUACAGCUAGAGAUGAGAAAAGGGGUCUUCAAGCUUUGGAAUCACUCAAAGCCUCUGGUUUAUCUGAUCUUGUAGUUUUUCACCAGCUAGAUGUGGCUGAUGCUCAAAGUGUAGCUUCUCUGGCGGAUUUUAUCAAAUCCAAGUUUGGGAAACUUGAUAUUCUGGUUAACAAUGCAGGGAUUGGUGGAAUGGAAAUCGAAGACAAGGAUUUACUCCUUCCAGUAAUGAUGAAACGCGAGGAAUCAUCUGAAGAUGAACUGAGAAAAGCAAUGACUCAAACAUAUGAGUUAGCUGAAAAAUGCUUGCAAACAAAUUAUUAUGGGGCUAAAAGAACAACCGAAUCCCUUCUUCCCCUCCUUCAUUUAUCUGAUUCACCAAGAAUUGUGAAUGUAUCAUCCACCGUGGGGAAGUUAGAGUGCGUAUUAAAUGAAUGGGCUAAAGGAGUUUUCGGUGAUGCUGAAAACCUCACAGAAGAGAGAGUGGAUGAAGUAUUGAAGCAAUUUCUCAAAGAUUUCAAAGAAGGGUCAUUGGAAAAAAAAGGGUGGCCUAAGUGUUUGGGUGCCUAUAUUGUCUCUAAAGCUGCUAUGAAUGCUUAUACAAGAAUUCUUUGUAAGAAAUACCCUGCUAUCUGCAUCAAUAGUGUUUGCCCUGGUUAUGUCAAGACAGAUAUAACAGGCAACAAUGGCUUCUCUACAGUUGAAGAAGGUGCUGCUAAUCCUGUGAGGGUAGCACUUUUUCCAAGUGGUAGUCCAUCUGGCCUCUUUUAUUCACAGUGUGAAGCCUCUCCCUUCUGA